UGUGAAUGGUUUGGUGUGUGGUGAAUUUGGUGGAUUUCUUUUGAUAAAUCCAAUUCAAAAUGAAAAUUAUAUUCCAAUUAUAAAAAGAUUGAAAGAGGUUUCGUUUCCAAACAGCUUCAUUUGUGUGGUUCUGCGUUUACCCUUCAAAAAGGACAAUCGUGGUGAACAAUUCGUCUCUACUGAAAAAGGCUGUGUUUAGUAACAAGCUUGCAGUUUUAGUCCCUUCACAAACAGUUUUGGGUGUGUGCGAAAAACUUGUUUCCAUCGAAUAAUGUCAGCCCAAUCCGAAGAUGAUAUUUCGUCGGAGUCAGUAAAAGAGUUGCGUGAAAGAUUAUCAAAAAUGAAGCGUUCCCUAGCUGAAAGACAAGCAGCGGCCGGAAGAAAUCCAUCUAUUGAUAAUAUUCUUUCUUCUAAUCAAACAGCGAGACAGGCAGGAAUAAUUGAUGCUAAUUUUCUUAGUUUUGCACUUUGUGGUGCUCUUGGUGUCAUAGUGGUAGUGGCCAUAUAUGCAUUUUAUUCGCUUUAUAACGCAGUGCUGAAGAAGUUUCCAUCGCACCAUACCGAAUUGUAACUUUUAUUUUUAUUUUUAUUUUUAUUUAUUUACACACCGCCAAAAAACUGGCUAAAUAUUCAGUUUUGCAGUAAAAUGACUCCAACUUAAUAAAAUUAAUAUGAGCUACGUCAUCCGGUUUCAAUCACAAAUUUCUCGAUACAUGUUAAGAAAAUUGCAUUCAGUACAGUAACUCACAUUUAUUUAUUUAUAAAUAAUAAACAACAAUUCAUCUCA
This is a messenger RNA of Sitodiplosis mosellana (orange wheat blossom midge), 787 nucleotides long. RefSeq lists its product as uncharacterized. The coding region runs from base 272 to 571 and encodes 99 amino acids. NCBI's taxonomy places the organism in Eukaryota, Metazoa, Arthropoda, Insecta, Diptera, Cecidomyiidae. The transcript is spliced from 3 exons. The record is from RefSeq and is a predicted model, not a curated record.